Messenger RNA from Galendromus occidentalis (western predatory mite), 1536 nucleotides. RefSeq names its product probable serine carboxypeptidase CPVL. Lineage: Eukaryota; Metazoa; Arthropoda; Arachnida; Mesostigmata; Phytoseiidae. The transcript has 8 exons. Bases 78 to 1439 code for a protein of 453 amino acids. Gene Ontology annotation, molecular function: serine-type carboxypeptidase activity. The record is from RefSeq and is a predicted model, not a curated record. Gene Ontology annotation, biological process: proteolysis.
AGAAGAGGUAUUGAGAUUCAGUAGAGAGUUGGAGCGUGAAAAGCUAUUAUUCUUGCUGAUCAGUCACGAUCGAGAACAUGCGGUGGAUUCAUGCGGCGAUCUUCCUCUUGACUGCCACCAAAUGUCUCGCCAGUCGAGACGAUACUGACGACCCGCUAUUUCUUACGCCCUUCAUCAGAGCAGGGAGACUCGGAGAGGCUAGGAAGUUGAGUUCUGUGCCGCCGUUCGACAAAAAUAACAUUCGGAGUUAUUCGGGAUACCUCACCGUGAACGAGACCACGAGUUCCAACUUGUUCUUCUGGUUUUUCCCGGCUAGGAAUCUGCGGAAGGAUGCGCCAACGCUUCUGUUCUUGCAAGGAGGCCCCGGAGCUUCUUCAAUGUUCAGCAUUUUCAUCGAGACUGGUCCCUACCGGAUUAAUGAGAAGCUCACAACUGAGUUGCGAGAGGUAGCGUGGAGUCACGAUUUCAACAUGCUGUAUAUCGACAAUCCAGUAGGCACCGGUUUCUCAUUCACCGGCUCCGAUGCGGGCUUUGUGACAACCGAGGAGGAAGUCGGUCGAGAUCUCUUCGAGGCUCUCCAACAGUUUUUCACUUUGUUCAACGAAUAUGCUGAUAAUGAGUUUUACGUCUCCGGCGAAUCAUACGCAGGCAAAUAUGUCCCCGCCACGGCAUACACUAUCCACAAGAAUAGGGGUCGAGCCAAGAUGAAGCUAUCCGGAAUCAUCAUCGGCGACGGGUGGACGGAUCCGAUCAACAUGAUGGAUUACGAUCAACUUCUACAGCAGCUCGGAUUGAUCAGCGCUAUUCAGGCCGACCACUUCAAAAAAGUACAAGACCAAGCCAAAGCUUUCAUCAGACAAGGAAAUUACGGGAAUGCCUACAAGAUCAUGAAUGAGUUGAUGGACGGCGAUCAGCUACCUUACAAAUCUUACUUCUAUAAUGCGACGGGGCUGGAUUUCUACUUCAAUCUACUCCAGUCGUCGGCGCCGCCUGAAUUCGAGUACUAUCCCAAGUUUCUUCAAUUGAAUGAAACUCGACGAGCCAUACACGUCGGCUCGCUUCCCUUCAAUGACGGCUCUAAGGUAGAGAACAAACUCAUGCUGGAUCAGUACGUGUCUGCCAAGGCUUUCGUAGAGGAGAUUCUGAACAACGACUACAAGGUUCUUAUAUACAACGGUCAACUGGAUUUGAUCGUGCCGUAUGCCUUGACCAUGAAGUUCAUCAGAAAUCUCGACUGGAAGAACGCUUCAAAGUUCAUCAGCGCUCCGAGGACUAUCUGGAAAAAUCCAGCGGGAACGCCGGUCGGCUACGUUCAUCGACUCGGAAACUUCACCGAGGCUCUCGUGAGGAAUGCUGGUCACAUGGUACCUUACGACCAACCUGUGAACGCAUUAGAUCUCAUCACCCGCUUCAUCUACAACAAGCCUUUCGAGACUUAGUUAGUCAAGACCCUUAGCGUAAUCUUUCAUAGGCUACAGGAAAGUAGAAGAACGCAGACGUCGGGGAGCCACUUUGCAAUAGAAUGAGGAACUUUGA